This is a messenger RNA of Vespa mandarinia (Asian giant hornet), 3258 nucleotides long. Its product is annotated as PRL-1 phosphatase-like. Lineage: Eukaryota; Metazoa; Arthropoda; Insecta; Hymenoptera; Vespidae. Gene Ontology annotation, biological process: protein dephosphorylation. The record is from RefSeq and is a predicted model, not a curated record.
ACGCUGCUUCUUUUUAACAGAGAGACUUAGCUAGUACGUACGUGUACGUUGACUGUGAGAGAGUGUUCAGAAGUAUAAUAGUGCCGUGUAAAGAGAGAAAGAGGGUGUUGGAGCUGUCUCGACGCCGUUCUAUUUUCGUCGGCGCGCCACUGCUGGCCCAGAUUCAACGCGACCGUCACGAGAGAAAGAAAGAGAGAGCGAGAGAGAGAGAGAGAGAGAAAGAGAGAAAGAGAAAGAACGAGCAAACAAGUUAUCUUCUUCUCUCUUUACGGAAAAAGAGUGAAAGAGUCGAGCGAAACAAUCGAAUAUAUAUAUAUAUCUUUCUCUCUCAUAGCGAAAAAGAAAAUCGCGCAUACCGAAACUCCCCGAUCGACCAAUCACCGGUGACCGCAGCCGUUCUCAGUGCCUCAUAAUCUUUCGUCCAGUACGGAUCGUUCUCAUUCUCUCUUCUUCGGUGAAUUUUGUGUUCUACAAACCUCGCGUUAUCGUCAACGAAACGAGGACCAAACGUGAAAUAGGCAGCCUAGUCCUGGAAGAUAUUUGGAUGAGAGCGUCUCGAACGCUCCUAGAAUGUGACUACGAAGUGAUGCUUUUCCUAGUGAGUGCAUCCUCACAUACAUGGAGUUUCAGCUGGAUAGCGCAGAGUACUGCCAGGCUCAACACAAAUAGAGAGAUACGUCCAAGCAUCGUGAUAACACCUACCAUCAGGUAUCGUUGAAGCGUGGAGCGAAGGAAAGAGAGUGAGAGAGAGAGAGAGAGAGAGAGAGAGAGAGAGAGAGAGAGAGAGAGAGACAUCGUGGGAAGAUCAAAGCAUCAGAAAUAUUUGGAUCAUCAUCGGGGAGAGUGUUGUUAGAGAAAAGAAAAUCAGCUAGUCAUCACGCAAGACGUAGAAGAAUUUAAUAGAAACAAUUGUUAAUUUACAUUAAUAAAUGCAAACGCCAUAGUCACCGAUCGCGCCUGAUCCAGGAGCACUUAUUGCCAAAUAGAUUAUCUUCCGAAUAGUAGUCGAAGAGAUCCCAGGUGGGAAUAAAUCGCAUAUCAACACCGCCUAAUGUAACGUAGUCCUCACCCCCCCUUCGGCGAAAUUCGCGCUCAGCUACCCUUCCCAAGGUCUACAUGUAAACCCACUGUUCUGUCCUCUGUAAAAAAUUAACAAAGUAUUCGAUUAGUUAAAUGAAAAAACAACUUUAUAAGACUGACAUCUAUGGGCUAAGUUGUCAAAUUCAGCCCAGCUUCGCAUAGUGUGGCACAUUUGCAAAAGAUUCGACAAAAAGAGAAACAAACAAACAAAAAAAAGAAGAAUCGUAAAUUUGAGCGUCGUAUAAAGUCACCCGGGCGAGAAAACAUAGAAAAAAAAAAAAAAAAAAAAAAAAAAAAAAAUAAUAAGGAAAUCCUUUUAAAAGUUAUUUCACAAAAAGAGAGAAGGAAAAAGAUAUAAAACACUUGUAGCUGUAAGAGGAAAUGAGCAACAUGAGGGUAAAGGAUAUCAGGCCGGCGCCCGCCGAGAUUGAAUACAAAAACAUGAAGUUCCUCAUUACUGAUCGGCCCAAUGAUCAGACCAUUCAUACUUUUAUUCAAGAACUGAAAAAGCACAAUGUGAAAGAAGUAGUGAGAGUCUGUGAACCAACGUACAAAGUUGAAGAACUUAAGACAGAAGGGAUCAAUGUCAUAGAUUUGGUAUUUGACGAUGGGACGUUUCCACCAAAUGAGGUAGUCGAUGAAUGGUUCGAGCUACUAAAAAAUCGAUUCCGUGAAACACCUGAUGCUUGCGUAGCGGUACACUGUGUCGCAGGGCUCGGUAGAGCGCCCGUAUUAGUUGCUCUUGCUCUCAUCGAAUUGGGUCUCAAAUACGAGGACGCUGUUGCUCUGAUUAGAGAAAAAAGGCGAGGCGCUAUAAACGCAAAGCAACUGGCCUACCUUGAAAAGUAUCGUCCCAAGUCUCGAUUGAAGCUCAAAAAUGGACAGAAAAAUUCUUGCUGCAUCCAAUAAAUAAAUAAAUAAAAUAAAGUAAAAUAAAAAAAAAAAAGAAGAAAAGAAAUAAUCUUUUAAAAUGAACUUACUAAUUCACAUAAUUGGUAUACCUAAUUGUAUGGGUUUCCGCGCCUGAUAACAAGUGACAUUGUACACGACUCUGUCAAAUGGCCUACCAGUGGAAAUGCAACCAAACAAUGAAUCAUUGCCAAUGGCGAUGUUUGUACCAUCCCACGUGUCUAAAAUAAGCAAUCGAGAGUGUAAUUCAGGUGCUUUAAAUCGUGGCACUUUUCAUUUACGAAAGUUGUAUAUUUAUUUUUGAUACUUAACCCAUAUUGAAUUCCAUAGGACAAAAUAAGCGUUUAUAUUGUAAGAACUGUACCUCUAACACUAAAGAACGAGUAUUACCGAAUGCUGAAAUACAUUUGCACCGCUUGUCAAAUUUCAAAUCGCAUUAAAUUGUAUAUUAUAUGAAAUAUAUCAGAGAUAUUUUCUUUUACUUUCUAUAUCUUCGGAAUAUCUAUCGAUCUAUUUUGUUAGAGAGUUCUGGAGGCCAAUCCACAGACUUACAUAGUAGUACAACAUCACGUUAGACGAUCGAUGAAAUAUUUUAGCAUGCGAUAAUAUUGUAUGCUUAUCAUUUAACCGAUCGAUCUCUGAUGAACAUGGUUCCUUUCGCGUUGAGAUUAUGCAAAGCUGUGAAAUGCAGCUUCCAGAGGAAUUUAGUGCAAUACGAAUGGCGCAUAAGAUUUUUUCGAGAUAAAUAAAGCAUAGCACCGUGUAUAUAUCUGUUUAAUAUUAAACAAACAAAACAAAACAAAACAAAAAAAAAAUCAUUUGACUCAACUUGCUUCAAUGGGGAAAGAAAAUAUUCACAAGAUUUUUUUCUUUUUUUUUUUUCUCUUUUUUUUCUUUUUCUUUUCUUUUUUUUUUUUUUUUUUUGUUUAAGGAAAAAUAAAGUAUCGCACUUUGCAAACACGAGAUGAUGAAUCAUAAAAUUGAUUUGUUUAAUAAAAAGAGAGUCUUCUCUUCUACGAUAUUAAUAAUGAAAUAAUCAUGUAUUAUUAAAGAAAAACGCAUAAGGCAUAUAUCGACAAGGUGUGGUACUUGCGCUAACGGUAUUGUUUCUAUCUUAUUUGACUUACACGAGAAAAGAUCAUGAAAAGCGAGCUAACUUGCUGCAGUAAAUUCUAAAAAGCGAUCACACUUUAUUCUUAUAACGAGUACUUAAAUUUAUCUCGAUAUUUAAAAAAAAAAAAAAAAUAAAAAAAUAAAAAAAUAAAAAAA